AUGCCACUCCACAUCAAGGGUGCCUUGGAAGGCUUCCGCCGGAUAAGCUCAAAGGAGAAGUGGCUUCGGAUCGAUGAUACCCAAGAGUGGAACGAUGAGUACAAUCCCUUGUGGGAGGAGGAUGCGCUUCAGUUCCUAGAUUACUACCUCAAGGGGAUCAACAAUGGCUGGGAUCUAACGCCUCGUGUGCGUGCCGCAAUGACCGAUGCUGGUGGCUCAAAUCGCAGAGGGUACUACAACGACUGGCCUAUCGAAACUACUCAGUAUGAGAAGCUAUAUCUCGAUGCUAGUCACAGGACUCUCCUUCAUCGACCCUCAUCCGUUGAAAGCAAGGCAGCCUACGAUGUCACCACCGGUAACGCAACUUUUGUUACAACCUUCACCAACGAUACCCAGCUCGUCGGAUACUUCUCGGGUCACAUCUUCGUCGAAGCAGAUGGCUUCGCCGAUAUGGACUUAUUCCUCACACUCGAGAAGCUUGACCAGCACGGAAACCUCCUCGCACCCCUACCAGCUUGCACUGUGGAUGUUCAGAAGGGAUGUGAAUCUGCCGCCGGUGCUACAAAUGGGACACAAGCCCGCCUUCGCGUAUCUCUUCGGGCCCUCGACAAGAAAUUAUCGACGCCUUAUUUCCCGGUCCAGAGUUUCAAGGCCCCGCAAAAGCUCAGCGAGGGUGAGAUUGUUCCCAUUGAUGUUGCUUUCACCCCGAAUUCAUACUUCUUCCACGCCGGACAGAAGCUCCGGUUGGUGAUUUCGGCACAGUCUGGUACAACGGUUACUGGCAACAACAUUGGAUCUCAUAUUAUACACACCGGUGGAAAGUAUCAGUCCUAUGUACAGAUCCCUAUCGUCCCAGAAUAA
This is a messenger RNA of Aspergillus melleus, 861 nucleotides long. RefSeq lists its product as uncharacterized. The record is from RefSeq and is a predicted model, not a curated record. Lineage: Eukaryota; Fungi; Ascomycota; Eurotiomycetes; Eurotiales; Aspergillaceae. The transcript has a single exon. Gene Ontology annotation, molecular function: dipeptidyl-peptidase activity. Bases 1 to 861 code for a protein of 286 amino acids.